AUGUCUUACGAAGGCGACAAGAUCGGCGUCGACUUAGAGAAACACCCAAACGCCAAGCGGUUUGUCGAACGCUGUAAAGAGUUCAUCAACGAGGUUCAGAACCUCACCCCAGGACAUGAGCUCGAGGCCUAUCUGAACAAGAACUACGGACCAGGCAACGAGUUCUACGAGGACUUCUGCAGCUACAUUCGGCGUGCUGUGCGUGAGGACGAGGGUUGGGUUGCGACUAUUGAAAUGGACGGACCCAAAUACCGACGCAGCAAGGUGGCAUUGCCCAACGAAGAUACCAAGUACUUGAGCAUCACCACCGUGUACAUGGACAGCCAAGAGGAAUACUCUGGCCAAUAUCACCAACACCCUUACGGCGAGAUCAACUGUGUCAUCCAGUUCGAUGAGACCGCCGAACUCAAAGGCAUGCAGGGAUGGCAAGGUGCUGGCUGGACCUCUCCAGGUCCCGGGACGCACCACUACCCUCAGGUCCGAGGGGGCGCUCUCGUUGCUUUGUUCUUCCUCCCUGCUGGACGGAUUUCGUACAGCGCAAACGAAGCAGAUCCACAACCACCGUAUCUCUAA
Messenger RNA from Cyphellophora europaea CBS 101466, 573 nucleotides. RefSeq lists its product as uncharacterized. The transcript has 4 exons. Bases 1 to 573 code for a protein of 190 amino acids. NCBI's taxonomy places the organism in Eukaryota, Fungi, Ascomycota, Eurotiomycetes, Chaetothyriales, Cyphellophoraceae. The record is from RefSeq and is a predicted model, not a curated record.